AUGGUCGUGACGCAAAUCCACAACGUUCUUGAACGCCUAAGACAAGAACAUUUCGUCGCCUCCAUAGUCUUCGCUACUGCAGCUACCGCCGCACUUCUAACCACAAUUUUGCUUCAGUACUUCAAACCAGUCGGAAAACGCAGAGGAAAAGAUGGAAGACGUCCCGUUCUACCACCAGGCCCCGAAGGCGUUCCCCUGUUCGGGAACCUGCUUCAAGUCAGUGCCAGUAAAGGAGACCCCUACAACAGAGGCCUCCUCUCCAUGGCAAAAUACGGAGAAAUGACCACUCUCCACCUAGGCUCAAAGACCCUAGUCCUCCUCAACAGCAGCCGCGUCGUCAGCGAAAUCAUCGCCAAGCGAAGCAGCCAGACGAGCACCCGAACCCCCAUGCCCAUCUCCAACGACAUCGUCGGCCGCAACCGCAAGUCCCUCAUCAUGUCCCAAAAGGACUGGGCCGAGCCCCGGCGCGUCAUGCACUCCCUCCUCAGCGGCACCGCCCUCCGCCAGUACGGCGAGUUCCAGGAGCUCGAGAGCACCCAGAUGAUGGCCGAGUACGUCUUCAAGCCGGGCAUGUGGUACCGCCACCACUACCGCUACGCCAACUCGGUCAUCCACCGCAUCGCCCUCGGCGAGCGCCUCGUCAAGAGCGAGGAGGAGCUCGUCGACAUGCAAAACGCAGUCACCUUCUUCGUCGGCUCCAUCGGCAGCUCCAUCAUCGACUGGUUCCCCGACCUCGCAAAGCUCCCGCGCUUCCUCCAGCUCUGGCGCCCGCACUGGGAGGCCCUCGGCCAGUGGAACUACGACCUCUACGACCGCUGGUACAGCCCCAUCGCCGCCAAGGUCGAAAACGGCACCGCGCCCCCGUCCUUUGUCCGCGACACGCUGCUCCACCCGGACACCAAGUACAAGGGCGACCACGUCGACGGCAUGUACGUUGCCAUGCAGCUCAUCGAGGCCGGCAGCGACACCACCCGCGAGGCUCUCAACAUCAUGACCAUGGCGGCGCUCGAGUACCCGGCCGUGUUCAAGGCGGCGCGCGCAGAGGUCGACGCCCUCUGCGGCGUCGACGAGCAGGCCCGUCUGCCCACCCUCGCCGACAUGGACGACCUGAAGUACAUUUGCGCCAUGGCCAAGGAGAUCCUGCGCUGGCACGUCAUCUUCCCGCUCACGCCGGAUCACACGACGUCCGCGGACAUGGAGUUUGAGGGGUACUAUUUCCCCGCGGGGACCGGGUUCGCCAUCAACGGGCCCGCCGUCGCCAAUGAGUGCGAGGAUCCGGACGAGUUCAAGCCCGAGAGGUGGCUGGACGGUCACGAGGCGGAUAUCGCGCAUGGGUUGUGGGCUUUUGGCGGCGGACGGAGGAUAUGUGUGGGAUACCGCCUGGCUCAGCGUAGCAUGUUUUUGAAUAUCGCUAGGCUGGUUCAGUGCGUCGACUACAAGCCUAACGGACCGUACAACAGGAACAUCCUGAACCUAGAGGCCACGGGCGAGCCCUUCCCCGUCAAGGUCGACAUGAGGAACAAGCAUUACGAGUCUCUCAUCCUGCGAGAGGCUCAGGUUGCUGGUGUUUUGGAGGACGCUAAACUGAUGCGGGACUAA
Molecule: messenger RNA, 1599 nt
Organism: Colletotrichum paranaense
Lineage: Eukaryota; Fungi; Ascomycota; Sordariomycetes; Glomerellales; Glomerellaceae
Product: cytochrome P450
Exons: 3
Coding region: 1-1599 (532 amino acids)
Molecular function (GO): monooxygenase activity; heme binding; iron ion binding
Source: RefSeq, a predicted model, not a curated record